Molecule: messenger RNA, 1007 nt
Organism: Pleuronectes platessa (European plaice)
Lineage: Eukaryota; Metazoa; Chordata; Actinopteri; Pleuronectiformes; Pleuronectidae
Gene: abt1
Product: activator of basal transcription 1
Exons: 4
Coding region: 28-795 (255 amino acids)
Biological process (GO): small-subunit processome assembly; endonucleolytic cleavage in ITS1 to separate SSU-rRNA from 5.8S rRNA and LSU-rRNA from tricistronic rRNA transcript (SSU-rRNA, 5.8S rRNA, LSU-rRNA); endonucleolytic cleavage to generate mature 5'-end of SSU-rRNA from (SSU-rRNA, 5.8S rRNA, LSU-rRNA)
Cellular component (GO): nucleolus
Molecular function (GO): RNA binding
Source: RefSeq, a predicted model, not a curated record
GAGGAGGAAGAGGAGGAAGAGGGGAAGAUGACUACAGCUCAGGGAGAUGAGGAGGAGGAGGAGGAAGAGGAGGGAGGACCAGCUGUUGAAGAUGCUGCUGUGAUGAAGAAGAAGAUGAAAUUCAAAGAUUCUAAGUUUGUUCCAGGAAUCGUUUACAUAGGUCACAUUCCUCCGAAGCUCCGCCCCAAACACCUGAGGAACAUGUUGUCUGUGCACGGAGAGAUCGGACGAGUGUUCCUGCAACCUGAAGAUCUUCAGGUCAGAAGGAGGAAGAAGAAGUCCGGCUUGAGAAGGUGUGACUUCACUGAAGGGUGGGUGGAGUUCAGGGAUAAACGAAUGGCGAAGCGAGUGGCGGCGUCGCUCCACAACACGCAGAUGGGAAACAGGAAACGCCAUCGCUUCUCUGCUGACCUCUGGAGCAUCAAGUACCUGCACCGGUUCCAGUGGACUCACCUGAGCGAGCAGCUGGCCUAUCAGAGGAUAGUUCAGCAGCAGAGACUCAGGACUGAAGUUUCUCAGGCGAAGAAAGAAACAAACUUCUACCUGAACAAUGUGGAGAUGAGUUCUAACCUGGACAAAGACAGGAAGAAGAGACGAAGAGACGGAGGACAGGCCGACGACAAGACGUGGGACUUCACUCAGCGACAGACAGAGGAGGAGAUCCAGAUGAAGAAAAACAAAAAGAAAGACUCCAUUUCCCAGAAGCACCUUGACAAGGCGCGCUCCAUUCAGCAGAAGAGCCAAUCAAAUGUCUCCCUGUUGACCAAGAUUUUCAACUCCAACAAAUCACAGUGAGAGACGGCUGAUUUCCACAGAGACAGUAAACAAACUGAUGAACUUCACCAGCCAAUCUGAGCUCAGUCUGAGUUGAGGGGUGGCGCCAUUGGAGCAGCCUUCUGACCUGAUUGGUUGAUUCUUAUGCAGCAGCUGCUUACGAGCUCAUUAGAGCCAAUGACCUGUUUUUAUUUUAUUAAUAAAAAAUUAAAUAAAUUAUCUGUCUCUCUGAA